Messenger RNA from Xylaria bambusicola, 2037 nucleotides. RefSeq lists its product as uncharacterized. NCBI's taxonomy places the organism in Eukaryota, Fungi, Ascomycota, Sordariomycetes, Xylariales, Xylariaceae. The transcript has 6 exons. The coding region runs from base 1 to 2037 and encodes 678 amino acids. The record is from RefSeq and is a predicted model, not a curated record.
AUGACUCCCCAAGUACCCCAGCUUUCUGUGAAGUCUAGUGGGUUCACAACAUUGCAAGAAGGGGGUGCUCACCCUGAUUGUGAUAUUGUGUUCAUCCAUGGGCUUAACGGAAAGCCCGAUAAAUCCUGGACGUAUUCUGCCCACGCAAGCGAGAAGAAGAAAGAACGAUCAAUACGACGUCAAGCUAGUAAACUGUUCGGAAAGGACAAAACAAAUAUUCAAGUGUCGGUCUCGGAAAUCAAAGAAAAUUCAGAUGUCUUCUGGCCUAGGGAUCUCUUAUCCCAAGAAGACUGUUGCAAGACAGCUCGCAUCAUGACGUAUGGUUAUGACUCUGAUGUUCUCAAACUAGUCGAGAAUGCGAACUUUUCAACAAUAACGACUAAUGGCGAAUCACUCCUGAACGGGCUGGCAAGAAUCCGUGAGGAUUCUCCAAGACGUCCCCUGAUGCUCAUUGCCCACUCUCUGGGGGGAUUGGUAGUUAAAUCAGCUCUGAACCAAUCCGCCAUUGAGAACUCGCAAGAUCUCAGAGCAGUCGCUGAAUCUACUUUUGCCAUCAUCUUCUUUGGUACACCUCAUCGGGGCAGCGGGUAUGCCGAAAUUGGAAACUCGGUUGCCAAGGCGGCUUCAAUGUUGGCAAUGCGACGAUACAACGAUCGUAUCCUCACGAAUUUGGCCCGUAAUACCGAGAUUCUAAGCCAGUUACGAAAAACGUUCAGUACACAUACCAUAGUCCUCAUGAAACAAACGAGCUCUUUUGAAGCAAGCAGCUUUCAAGAGAAUCGAGGCUUCUCGUCUGCGCCGAAUUUCCGUGGCAAGGCAAGUUCCAUUCCUUGGGGUAUUAACGAACUCGUCCUAGCAUCAAGGGGAACUGCUUUAAGGCCAGUCGUUGACGAUGAUUCGUCUGAAUUAGGAGACGGAAAUAGAAAUGAUCAUAUUGAUAAGAAUCAUAUGGAAAUGGUAACUAAUUUCGACGGACCUUACACGAGGCCUAAUUUUAUGGGCGCUGACGUUGAGACCUUUUUCCAGAUUAGGUUCCCAGGACGAGAUGAUCCGGAAUACGAAAAGGUCAUUGGAGAGAUCAAACGACACUUAGAUCGAAUCCGUCGAGUAGUAGACAAACAGCAUAAAAAUUUAUGCAAGAGUUUGGAGCUCACAGGAAAGAAUUCAUGGGAGCAUUGGAACCAGAUCAAAUCAAAAACCCCAGGCACACUUCGUUGGCUCUAUCAUGUCCACGCAAACACGAGUGAGAAAAGAAAAUCGAGAAAAGAACGGGGAAUCAGUCUUCAGACUUGGUUGGCUGAAGAGACUGGAAUCUUCUGGAUAACCGGCGGAUCGGGACCAGGGAGAUCAACAGCAAUGAAAUAUUUGUCUAGUGACAACAAGACGAUCAGAUAUUUGCAGAGCGAUGCGAAACUAAAUUAUAGUAAUGGCCAAUCAUCAGGGCAUGCGUCGCCUGCUACCGUCUCCGAAUAUAUUACGGGUGGUCCCGAUAACUCCGGAAUCGCAAAGCCUAGGUAUAAAGAUUGGUGCAUUGUUAAACUCUUUGUCACUAGCAAAGGCACCGGAGAUCAAGACAAAUGGUCGACAAUGUUACAGGGCAUACUUUGGCAGCUUGUCAAUAGUCGACCCGAACUGUCCAAGCUUGUCAUGAACCUAGCGAGAGAGAACAACGUCUUAGUUCACGAAAGCGCGCAAAGUACGGCUAGAAACGCAUUACGGGAAACAUACAAAUGGAGCCCGGACAUUGUUGAACAGGCCAUUGAAGUCUGUAAAGCCCAAACACAUUACCCCCUGAGGGUCCUUGUUAUGCUAGACGCUCUGGACGAGAUACAGAAUGAGGAAGAUAUUCGGCAAUGUGUCACCUUCCUCAAGCGCCUCUCGGAGUUAUCUCCUAGUUCCCGGAAUAUCUUCAAAGUGUGUAUAUCUAGUCGCUCCGGGCAGCGAUUCCUCAAUCUUUUAGCUGGAACAUGGCGAAUCAAUAUGGACGACCAUUCCAUUCGCGACAUCCCUCGAAAGCUUCUUUCCCCAUUUCACUAG